UUGGAGGGACUUGCGUUGGGCCUGCCGGAGCCCAAGGUGCUGCUCGGACAACUCGUGCUCGUCGCUCAGGGUGGGGGAGCAGGUCCUCUAAGGAGGAGUUUGAACGCGGAUCAGAUCCAGGAGGAGCUGCAGAGUCUGGGUCUGUCGAAGGAGAAGUCUCGCUGGCUUCCUAGCCAGUGGGAGGAGAGGAGGCCGCUGUUGGCGCGGGCGGCGCUGGGCCGCGCUCUCUCCAUCAACCAGCUCGUCGACCUGGAGUGGAAGUUCGGAGUGACCACGGGCAGCAGUGAGGUCACCGCACUGGGCAGCAUCUUCCUGCAGCUGAAACUCGUGCUGAGGAAAGGAACACAGCUUCAGAACGUCUACCUGGAGCUGACGCUGCCGCAGUUCUACAACUUCCUGCACGAGAUGGAGAGGGCGAAAGCGAGCCUUGACAGCUUCCUGUGAGAGGGGGCGGAGGGAGGGAGGGAGAGCGGGGGAGAGGGAGGGCGGGG
This is a messenger RNA of Lethenteron reissneri (Far Eastern brook lamprey), 491 nucleotides long. RefSeq names its product COMM domain-containing protein 7-like. Gene Ontology annotation, biological process: negative regulation of DNA-templated transcription; tumor necrosis factor-mediated signaling pathway. NCBI's taxonomy places the organism in Eukaryota, Metazoa, Chordata, Hyperoartia, Petromyzontiformes, Petromyzontidae. Gene Ontology annotation, molecular function: NF-kappaB binding. The record is from RefSeq and is a predicted model, not a curated record.